AUGCCGAAAUUUGAGUCAGUUGCUGGGAAGGUUCAGGCGUUUCUCGAAGAGAACGCAGAAAGACCGAUAGCUUUCAUCACGAGCGGUGGAACAAAAGUGAAUUUGGAAAAGAACUGCGUAAGAUUCAUCGACAAUUUUUCUAUGGGCACACGAGGUGCAGCUAGUGCAGAAUACUUCUUGAAAGCCGAUUAUGCAGUGAUAUUUCUACACCGGGAAGAAUCACUGAAACCAUUUUCGCGGAACUUUCCACGUAUUUUUGAAUCGCUAGAGGUCGACGGCGAUCGGGUGUGUUCCAACUUAUCCUUUCUUUCAUUACUGUUUUUUUCCGCUCUACCACAGAGAUCGUCCGGGACUGAUUCCUAA
Cooperia oncophora is the source of this 363-nucleotide messenger RNA. Lineage: Eukaryota; Metazoa; Nematoda; Chromadorea; Rhabditida; Trichostrongylidae. The record is from the annotation of a GenBank genome assembly.